GCGGCUGAGCUGCCGCCCAGUUGUUGCUGCGCGCGGAGAGGAGCCGAGCGGUGCCGGGGGUGGGGGGUGGGUCAUCGGUGGGUAAGUGCCAGGGGGGGGGGGGGGCUUCGGCCCGGCUCCCGGAAUAGAUGCGCUGAAGUUCUGCGGAAGAAAGGAUCCCGGCGCGGUGGGCGUGCUCGGAGCUGCCGCUGCCCGGGGGUGCUCCGCUGGGUUACUCGCGAGGAAGCGCGGGCUUUUCCGGGAAACGUCCAAGACUCUUCGAGGGAGUCCGCGGGCGCUGGAUUGCAAAGCCGCUCACCGGGGAGAGUGCGGAUCCUAAUUCGGCGGGGCGUUUCUCCAGGGCAGCUGAGAACUGGGAAAGCCGGGCGAGGAAAUACAGCUCCGACACCCGGCCAUCUCGCCUUGGGGGAAAGGCUUUUUGGCUUGACCAGUCCCGCCGGAGUGCGUGAGGGCUUGGCUCUGAAAAAAGGACAGGACCUUUUAAACAAAAAGGUUUCAUUUUGAUUAAUCAGUCUGGAGCAAACGGACAUGACUGAAACAUCUUUUCAGAGGAAAUGUUACCAGCUUGACUGUUAGUAACUCCAAAAAUUCCUAUGAAGAGCUCAGAGAAAAGCAUUUUGAAGUAUAUGCCCAGCAAAGCUCAUCUCAUCUCAAGGGUGUUAUUCACCUCCCUUCUGCCUCUGUCUAUGAAUUUGGUCAGCCAUGGCUAGAGAAGUUUAUUUAUUGCUUCUUUUAUUGUUCUGUGGGAGAACAAUUUCUGAACGGCAGCCUUUGCCUCAAAUGCCUUCUGAAACUCUAGAUUUUGGGUAUGUUCCUCACAAGAUAUACAACACCAACGCUUACUAUGAGCCUGGAACAAUAGGGAUUUUGUUCCACAUUGUCCACGCUUUCCUCUGCAUAGUUCAGCCCAAUUAUUUCCCUCAAGAUCUUAUCAAAAAGGUAGCACUGCAGACAUUUGGAAAUAAGUCUGGUGAUUAUCAAAAGGCAGUUUACUAUGAAAUCGGCUUCAUAAUCUCAGCUGCCCUGGGAAUCUUAUUUGUCCUGUUGCUUCCAUUGAUUGGUCUCUGUUUCUGCCUGUGCCGGUGUUGUGACAAUUGUGGUGGGGAAAUGCACCAGAGACAGAAAAAGAAUGCCAACUGUCGGAGAGGCUGUUUUGCUAGCCUCCUCUUGGUAGUUACAUUGAUAAGCAGUAUUGGGGUAUUUUUUGCCUACGUGGCUAACCAGCAUCUCACAAGCCAAGUCCGAGGAGCCAGGGGACUCAUGAACAAUAAUUUCAGAGACCUUCAGAUGUUACUGAAUGGAACGCCUGGGCAAAUCGACUAUUUGGUGAAUCAGUAUAACACUACCAAGAAGAAAGCACUUUCUGAUCUUAAUAAUGUUGGGACAUUGCUUAGCAGUCGAGUCUGGGAACAGCUGGGAAAGGAAGUAUACCCUGCUCUUGAUGCUGCCCUUACCAUGGCAGGAGCUAUUAGAGAGACGAAAGAGGCACUGGAGAACGUGAGUGGGUGUCUGGAAACGCUACAGGAGGGCACUGAGAAGCUGCACACCAGCCUGAUGGAUGUGAUGGAAGACUUGAUAGAUACUCUUAAUGAUUCAGCUUGCACGGCUACCCAGGCCGCUUCAACUUGCAACCUUAUCAGAAAUUCUUUGAAACAGCUAACCAUUAAUGCUAAUUACAGCAAGUUACCAGGAGUGAAUCCACAGCUUGCCAAAGUCAACGAAGUCCUUAAAAUAGACCUUUCCAAUCUCAUUCAAAAGGGUUAUGCAGCAUUUAAUGAUACUCCUGAACUGAUACAGGAUCAAACAAAGAAUAUUUUAUCAGAUAUAAAAAGUAUCUUGGAAAACAUUGGUUCAAACAUCACAGCCUUUACUAAAAAGCUUCCCAUUGAGAAGAUUCUAACAGAUUUCACGGUAUAUCUCACUCAGAGUGAAGCGUAUGUUGAAUAUUAUUUUCCAUUAGUGGAGCAAUAUGAUUUCUACAGGUGGCUGGGCUGCUUAAUACUAUGCUGUAUGGUGAUCCUGAUUCUGGUCUUUUUCUCCCUGGGGUUAUUAUGUGGCACAUGUGGCUAUGACAAAAAUGCAACACCAACAACCAGAGGCUGUGUCUCAAAUACUGGAGGAAAUUUCCUGAUGGCCGGAGUUACUUUCAGCUUCCUCUUCUCUUGGUUUCUGAUGCUGAUAGUAGUGGUCACUUUCAUUACCGGUGGAAACGUGGAGAAGUUGAUAUGUGAAUCAUUCGAUGACAAGACUUUAUUCCAAAUUUUGGACACACCCUACUUGCUUGAUCACAAGUGGAAGCACUAUCUGUCUGGCGUCAUUUUGAAAAACCCAGAUAUUGACUUGACAUUUGAAAAGGUUUACAGUGACUGCAAGGAAAAUAAAGGCAUUUAUGCUACACUCCGCUUGGAAAACCUCUUCAAUAUCCAUACAAUCCUAAACGUCAGCAUGUAUGCAGAAGAUGUGUCCCUUAAAAUCAAGAAAAUCAAUAUAAAUUUAAGCAAUAUAGUUUUACUGAGCAACACUGGAAAAGAGAACUUGUUGAAUUUUGGUUCUUCGGGAAUAAAUGAAAUCAACUUUGCGGCAUACCUGUCAGAGAUUAAUAAGAGCAUCACCAAAAUUGAUCUAUUGUUAUAUGCUAAUGAUUUGGAAGCGAGAGCAGAUCAGCUGCCCAAAGGAGCAUUAGAAAACGCUUUGAAAGGACAUGCAAAUACGAUUCGGCUGAUACAUAACCAGCAAGUUGUUCCGUUGGAACAAGGAAUGAGUACUUUAAACCAGAGUAUUCGGUUACUACAGAAAACGUCAUUAGAACUUCCAGAAAAAGUGAGAAGUGUAAUCAGUGCCAUUGAAGCCACUCAAUUUCUUAUAAACAACAAUGCUUCAUUUGUAAUUGUCCAGGAAGCUAAGAAAUACAUGGAUACUAUCUUAGGUUACUUUGAGCAGUAUUCCGUAUGGGUGAAGGACUCGAUUACUACACAAGUAGCAACCUGUAAACCAAUUGCAAAUACGAUUGAUACAGCUGUCGAUAUUUUUCUGUGCAGCUAUGUAAUGGAUUCUUUGAAUGCUUUCUGGUUCGGACUAGGAGGCUGUUGCAUCUUGCUGAUCCCUGCCAUUAUUUGUGCGGUGAAACUAGCCAAAUUCUAUCGCAGGAUGGAUACCGAGGACGUGUAUGAUGAUUUGGAAAAUUGUAAUAUUGGUUAUCAUAAAGAGCAAUUAUAUGGUAUACACAAUCCAGUUAUGACAAGCUCUGUGGAACAGUGGUAACUCAGACUGGAAUUAUUAACCAUCCUGGAAACAACAGUUUCUCCUCAAGGAAGGCACCACUGAAUCAUCCUGUUUGAAGACGGCACAGCAAACAAAUUUUGCAUAAAAAAAGAAUUACUGAAUCUUUGGUCAUAA
This is a messenger RNA of Pseudonaja textilis, 3396 nucleotides long. NCBI's taxonomy places the organism in Eukaryota, Metazoa, Chordata, Lepidosauria, Squamata, Elapidae. The record is from RefSeq and is a predicted model, not a curated record.